AUGGGUGAAUCAGGUAAAUUUUGUUAUUCUUUGUUGGUUUUUAGGUGUGACAAGAUUAAUACGUGCAUAUCGGUGCGGAAAGUUGUUCUAGAAGGUUGAUCCUUGGUUUGAAAGAUGGACGAGAGUUUAUUUUAUCUAAAGCACGUUUGAUUUUUCAGUUUAAAAUAGAUUUUCGAUAGUUAUGAAGACAUUCACCUUAUCUAAGGUCUAAAAAUCACAUUUUUUUUGAAAAACUUAUUUUUUUAAAAACAACAUACUUUUAGGUACUAAAACAGCUAUGGCCGUUUACCUCUCAGUAUUCAGCGCAAUUUUAAAAUUUAUUGAACCACAAGUACUGGAACAUAUGCCAUCUCCAUUCAAGUCGUUCAAGUUUUUGGACAUUGACAUGGGCGAUAUGCCUUUCAGAGUCAGUGGACUCAAAGUAUACACUCAUAAUGUUGGAAGGGAUAGAAUAAUAGUUGAUUUGGACGUUGCGUAUGCUGGAGAUGCUGAACUUAAGGUCAAAACAUGUGGAUUUAACGGAGGAAUGAACGAACUUGUAGUAGGUUAUUUUCUACUUUUUUCCUUUGGUUUUUAGGUUUUGACUUGUUGAUUCAUGGCUUAACUUAACCAAUUUUGGCAUGAGGAGGCAUAGCUGUAAUGUAUAAUAUAAUUUUCUUUGUAUUUCAGGGAGUUUUGAGAAUAAAAAUAGUUGAAACACGUAACUUGGAGAAUAAAAGAUGUGUCGUUUCUUACUAAAGACAAAGUGAUCCGUAUUGUGAGGUUCUGGAGUGCAAUUUCAUUUUCAUGGGCCAGGGUUUGCUGGGGUUGUUCACGGAAGCAAAGUAAGUCGAAGUGCGGAUAAGAAGGGUUCGUUUGGAAUUAGGGAAGGGUGAUAAAUGGGUGUGGAUUCACCCCUUGAGCCGGACCGAAAAAGAUUCAAAGGUCUCGUAGGUGUGAAGUUGAAAAAAAGUUACGCAAAAUGAAUGCACUUAUAGCUAAUUGUGGCUAAAUUUUUGGAUUUUACCCCCCCCUAUUUAAAAAAAAAAAUUUUAAUUUUAAAAAAUUAAAAUUUUUCGUAUUUCAACGUGAUUCACGUCGCUUCCCGGCUCAAUUUCCCGCCUAUUUGAAACAUUUUCCCAAAACUUAAUUUGAAGCCGCAAAUUUGAAACCAUUGUCCCAAAAAAAAUUUUUUUUCGGCCGUUUCCGGGGUCAAAUUCUAAAAAUAUGGCCGGAUGAUGACAUGGUGAUAAAUUUCUUGACCUUUUGUUGCUAAAGUUGACAGUUUUUGAAACUUUAAAAUUAAAAAAAACUUUCUGCAAACUCGCUAGACCUUUAGACUGGGCUUAACUUUUCAGUCCAAGUGUUUCAGAAAUAAAUAAGGUUUUUCUGUUCCGAAAUGAAUGAAAACGAUUAUUUUUACAAAAAAAAUUAAAAUCAUUAGUUCAGACCAAUUGCUUAGCCAAACUAUUAUUAUUAGCCCAGCCUAUUACCAAUAACCCAGUCCUAUUCCUUCCCCAGUCUAUAACCAUUAUCCCAGACUAUUAUCAUUAGCCGAACCCUAUCCCAUAGCCAGCUUAUUACCAUUACCCCAACUUAUUAAAUAAAACCAAUAUUUUUCAAAUCGCAAUGGUUAAAUAUUGCCAUAGCCAAGCCAAACAGCAUUUUUGUGAUAACAUAUUUUCGUAAAGUCGAAACGAAAUGCCUUUGCAUGUUUUGUUACAAACACGUUUUUAAACAUUGUAUCAGGUGCAUGAAAUUCCAAAAAACAAAAAAAAAUAUUUCUUUAAUUAAAAUUUUAAAAAUUUAUUGAAUUUUCACGGUAAUCAACGCCGGAGGAUGAUUUUAGUUUAGCAAGGGAGGUCAAAAACUGUUUUCUGUUUUUCAUUGAUUUUAAAAUAAAAAUCUCUUCAUUAUCAUUAACAGAAUCUAUAUUUCAGCUAUGGUUCCUCACAGAACCGGACAAGAAACCAGUCUUCGAUCCGGACCGAUCCACUCUCGACUGGUACCUAAAUGACUACCCCAAACUGGAGCCAAAUCAAAAGCCAUUCGAAUGUCUGAUGAAGCCAGGAGAGUUGAUUUACUUCCCUGACAAAUGGUACCAUGCCACGUUGAAUAUGGAGACUUCGGUGUUUAUAUCAACCUUCCUGUCUGGUACGGCUCCAUCUCGGCCUCGGAAUGAACUGUGA
Messenger RNA from Bursaphelenchus okinawaensis, 2168 nucleotides. Lineage: Eukaryota; Metazoa; Nematoda; Chromadorea; Rhabditida; Aphelenchoididae. The record is from the annotation of a GenBank genome assembly.